Molecule: messenger RNA, 750 nt
Organism: Penicillium nucicola
Lineage: Eukaryota; Fungi; Ascomycota; Eurotiomycetes; Eurotiales; Aspergillaceae
Product: alpha/beta hydrolase
Exons: 3
Coding region: 1-750 (249 amino acids)
Cellular component (GO): nucleus; cytoplasm
Source: RefSeq, a predicted model, not a curated record
AUGUCCACUACUUUUCACAAAAUCCUAAUGCUUCAUGGACAUGGACAAUCUGCAGACAUCUUCAAGCCAAAAACUCGCUACGUGCGAGAAGCUUUUUGCGCUCUGUCUAAAGAAAUAGUGUUUGAAUUCCAGUUUCUUUCCGGUGUGCUACCGGCUUACCCCGAUGACAAAUUUAUCAGGGACCAAAAGGUCUGGGGCUAUGGUGAGCCUGAUAGUGAUAAGAUCAACGGGUUGGAGCGGUCAAUUCAGCACAUCCUUGAUACCCUUGAACAAGAUGGUCCUUUUAGCGGCAUAGUUGGGUUUUCCUCGGGUGCCGCUAUGACCGCCAUCGUUACUUCAAUGCUGGAGAAAAAGCAAACUAGACGCCAUUCGCAGUUACAAUUCGCAAUAUGUCUAAGCGGCUUCAAGUUAGAGAACAAGUGCUAUGAAGGUUUCUAUUUUCCUAACAUUGUGACUCCGAUAUUCCACGCCGUCGGCGAAUUGGAUUCAACGGUUUCUCCCGCACAGACACGGAACCUCGCACGACAUUGCUCAUACCCAUGGUUCUAUGAAUUUUUCGGCGGUCACUAUGUACCCCAAAACAAAGAUUUUAUGAGCUUCAGCCAAUCUCUUCAGAGCUUUUUGAGAGAAGUAUUUGGUCUUUAUGAAGAGGUCCAGGAGGGCUGGGAGGAUAUUGAUAUGAUUUACCCAAAACUAAAGCGUGUGGGCCAUUUUCGGCAUGCAUAUGUACCAAAUACUAAUAUUAUUUGA